This is a messenger RNA of Engraulis encrasicolus (European anchovy), 816 nucleotides long. RefSeq names its product fibroblast growth factor receptor-like 1. Gene Ontology annotation, cellular component: plasma membrane. The record is from RefSeq and is a predicted model, not a curated record. Gene Ontology annotation, molecular function: fibroblast growth factor binding; fibroblast growth factor receptor activity. Bases 10 to 816 code for a protein of 268 amino acids. Lineage: Eukaryota; Metazoa; Chordata; Actinopteri; Clupeiformes; Engraulidae. The transcript has 6 exons.
GAAACAGUCAUGGCAAUGUCAUCACUUCUUCUAAUGACAAUCCUGCACAUUGCCAUGGUUUGCUUUGUGAAAAGAAGUUUGCCAUCUUCAGGACAAUUUUGUCUCACAGAAGUUCGACCCUACUUCACGCAGCCCACUAAGAUGCGCAAGCGUGUCAUCACCCGGACCAUGGGCAGUUCGGUGAAGCUGAGGUGCGCUGCCAACGGCAACCCGCAGCCCGUCAUCAUGUGGCUGAAAGACAGCAAGCCCUUGACCUCCGAGGAGGUGGGUGAAGGUCGAAGGAAGACGUGGACGCUGAGCCUGAAGAAUCUGACACCCGAGGACAGCGGCAAAUACACCUGCCACGUGUCCAAUGAGGCCGGCAAGAUCAACGCCACAUACAAAGUGGACGUCAUCAAGAGGACGAAUUCCAGGCCCAUCCUGAUGGGGAAACAUCCAGUGAACACCAUAGUCACCUCUGGAGGAAACACGUCCUUCCAGUGCAAGGUGCGCAGCGACGUGAAGCCCGUCAUUCAGUGGCUGAAGACGGUGGAGCCGGGCCACGAGAGCAAGUACAACUCCACCAUCAAGGUGCGCAACCACCAUUUUGUGUUGUUGUCCACGGGAAAGGUGUUGUCCCGCCUGGACGGAUCCUACUUCAGCAAGCUGUUCAUCACCAGGGCCAAGGAGGAGGACGCCGGCAUGUAUAUCUGCCUGGGGGCCAACACCAUGGGAUACAGCUUCCGCAUCGCCUACCUCACAGUGCUGCGUAAGACUGAGCACAUGAGCCUCCGAACCCGGGAGAAGGUGCGCUCCGCUGGGACGGAGGAGGCAUAA